GAGAAUGCAAGAUGGCGAAUGCGGAGAGUGAUAGUCGGGGUGAGUGUGUUUGUUGAAUCUCAUCUGUUUCUUUCAUUUAGGUCAGGAGAAACUUAUUUCCUCAUUUUGUUUAUCACUGAUAUUCCAGCUAUCUCUGAGAAGAGGACACAAGCGUUUGUCUCACUGAGUGUGGGAGUUAUUUUCAUCUGUAUUGGACUUCCACUCUGGUGGAAUACUACAAAAGUUUACAGAGCAGCGCUUCCAUAUGAUGAAAUUGAACAGCUUAAUCAACUUAAGGUAAGCUGCAUUAAUAGAAAAUCUAGCAAUGCUGGAGAGUGAAAAGGAGGUGGGAAACUUGAGUGUUUAAAAUCACUACAAGAAGGUGUAAUUUUAACGAACGUAUUAGUGGAUUGUUUCAAAAAAAAUGUUAAUAGUACUUCUAGUACUUGUCUAAUACUUGAUAAACAUUUAUGAAAACGCAAUAAUUUUAUGUUUGGCCAGAUUUUAGUCUAAAUCACUGGAACAGCUGCUGAUUUCGAUCAUAUUUCAGGCCGAUGAUGAAGGAUCUGAGAUCUGAGAGUUCUCCGAUCUGUUUACUUGCAGAAUUCCACGGCUAAAUUUCUAUGGCCUGGGCUUCCUUAUCCAGACAUAAAGAGCACUCCCCUGUUACUUUACACCAUCCUCUGCGACUACAUUUCCUACUGAAAAGUUUGACAUUUUUAUACUUCUUUUAGGUUAGGUAUGUAGUAAGCCUCAAAGUAGUUGUGUUUGGUCCACAAGACCCCGUUGCUUUGAAAGAAGAGAUCGAGAAGAAGCUCAAUGAAGAAAAAGGUAUUGUUGAUUAACACUCACAUGACUGAAUAUGUUAAAAAAAAAAGUCAUAGUGUGUAAUAACGCUUGUGUUUAAAUUUUUUUUGUUCUGUCCAGGUGAUACUUUGAUGUCAGCUGAGUACAGGCUGACAGUUGUAAGGAAAGAAAUCACUGAUUCUUCAAUGUCAACAGAAUUAAAAACCAAACCCAUGCAAGGUAAGCCUUUCCUUGUUUUGUUGUUUAAUUCAGCCAUCUUAUUUUUAAGACAACAAGAAUGACUUUUCCUAACUACUGUACCUGCCUUGAUUUCAGACAAGUUAAAAGUCUCCAUGUUUAACCCUUUGACCCCUGAGAGUGAUUAGCAUCUAAUUUCUCCUUACAGUAUCAUCCCAGAAUCACACAUUAAGGUCAUGAGAAUAAAGGGAAUGAUCAUCAAGUAAAGAAGCUCAUGAUUGUAAAACAAAUUCUCCUAAUCAGCACCUUGAGAAAUGUAUAGAGAAUAGUAUGGAGAAUAUGCAUACUGAUGUUAGAGUGUAAAGGUUUAGGAGAUUGAUAUAAUAUUCUCUGAAAGACAUAUAUCACUCAUUUCAAGCUUAUGUUAGCAAAAAGUGCAAAUUCUCUAGAAAUUAAACUAGAGAAAGAAUUAAUCAAUCUCACAGGGCUCCUACCAAUCAGACAAUUUCAUUACUCAUUCACUCAAUCAAUCACAGAUGCACAAGUAGUCAGUCUAUAAGUGAGUAAAAAAACCAUACAUUUUUUUAUACAGUCAACAAUUUUCUGCACAGGGUUCUUAUGCAAAUAGUGUUUCUUGUCAACAGAUUUGGAUGACUACUUUCUACAACAAAACAGCUUGGAAAAUGCACGAAGCCAACAUUAUUCCUUUUUUGUUCUACCUCAUGAACCUCCAGAGUCAAACACUAUCAGUGGAUAUAUUGGCAAACAUUUUCACUGCAUUUUAUUCAAUGAUAAAGGUAAGAGUACAAAAAAGAGAAAUUGUCAGUUUUCACCAAAAAGACAAAAGAGAUGUUACUUUUUUGAAGUUCAUACUUGUAAAACUUAGAUGAAAUGAAAGACAUAAUGAAAUGGUUGAAUUUGAAUGAGAUUUAGAUACAUAUAUACUUAAUCCUACUUGCAGUAUGAUAACAAAAUAUUUUUUUGCAUUUCUUUAGAUCCAGCUAAGCUUGCUUCAGUUAUUACUGAGAUUGUUGGAAGUGUUUUUGUUAACGAAGAAGAAGUAAACAGGCCAUUUAGCUUGGCUUCAAAAAGGCAAUUUGCAAAGGUAUAGAAGAUCAGUUUCUUGUGCAUACUUGUGAUUUGAUAAGACUAGUAUUUUUGAAGGAUGCACAGAAUACAGCCCUUGUUACAGGUGGUAUAACAUAACCCUUUGACCCAUAAGAGUGACUAGCCUCUAAUUUCUUGGUAAAAUAUCACUCCUGAAUCAAAUAUAAGGUCACGGGAAUAAAGGAAAUGAUCACCAACUAAUAAAGCACUUGAUUUUUAAACAAAUUUGAUUAUUUUCUUUUAAGGACUCUGUGGAAAGUAUGCGAGCACAGAAGUCAACAACAGGUUGGAAGUUACUUUAAUUUAUACAAUAAUAGCCCACUGUAAUGAAAAUAUCUCUAAUGGUUAUAAGCAUUGUCUCUAAAUUUAUUCUAAAAUAAGCUAUUUCCAGUUUUUGCUCUUUAGCAAGUAGCACCACAAAUUAAGGAAAGUUACCACUCCUAUCAAACAUAAUUUUAUUUGUUCAAAGUAUCAUAACUUAUACAGCAUCUGAUAACAGGCACUUGUUUAUUGAAAGGUUUUCAGGUUUCCUUCACACUUUUGAACUCUGAUCCAGACUUAGUCCUGGCUGAAUGGGAUAUAGAGUCUGCCGUUCAAAGUGAGUAAUAUAUAAAAAAGAAACCUUUUGUAUAUGCAAUUUCUUUUUCUCUCUGUCUCUCUCAUUUGUUUUGUUUCUUGGAACUACAAGGGUACUCUCAAUUAAUUUCUCUCUUUUCUCUUUUAUUAUCCAGAGUAUUUGGAUCCCUUCCUGUUGAAUUUUCCACAUUUGGAUAUAACUGUAGAUUCUCAGGUGGACAGAAACAGGGCCCAGUUGUUCAAAGGGUUAUAACACUUUCCAAUGGAUAAAUUGCUAUCAGGCUGAUAAGUGUUGAAAAAAUAUUCUGGGCUGUCCAUUAGGAAGAGAUCUAUCCAGUGGUUAGUGUUAUUCACCCUUUGAAGAAUGGGGGCUAGUCCUUUCCAAAAUAAUUAAUCAUGGAAUUUGUCUUUUGUCGUUUGAAUUUUAGUUGUGGUUAUUAGCAUACACUAAUUCAGUGAAUGUUGCCAUUUCAGGUUUUGCAUUAUAGUAGCCUUCAAAUUAAUCCCAAAAAGGAUGGUGAAGUUUUCUAUCUUCACUAUGACGACUUACCUCAUAUGAUAAAUCCCAUAGAAGGCAAACUUGGUAUGAGUUACAUUUGUUGACACAUUUUUAAAGAUUUAUUGCCAAUUUUAAUUGCUCUAAGGCUGUGGACCGCUAGACAGAGGCUGGUUUUAUAUUCAGAGCAAUUUGUAAUUAUUUUCAUUGAUAUUUUUCAUGUCAUAUUUGCAGGUUCACAUAUUUCUUUAUAUCCCAGUUUAAACUUUGUGGUGUAUGUCCCGUCUAAGAAGCACUCACCAAUUUACAUGAAAAAUAAGGAUGGUAAGACCACAUACAUAUUAGUUCUUUGUUCUUUUAAAUCAUUUAUUUCCAAGGAGUGAUCAGCAAAUAAUUUCUCCUUAUGAUAUCAAUGCAUUGUUGAGCAGUAAGGUGCUGAGAAGUGAGAAAAAUGUCAGAUCAAGGUUGUUGUUUGAUCCUACAUCAAGUUCACAGAGCUUGUGUCAAAAAAUGUGUGUGGUACACAUCAGGGAGAAUUCUAUUGAAAACGUGGGUGUGAAAAGUUUCUCAUAAAAGAAUCUUACUAACUUAGAUUUAAAGGUUUAGUUUGACUGUUAUUUUCUUUUGUCAUCUCAGGAUGUAUUUUUUUUUAGAUGAAUCUAGUUAGCCAGGAGCUUUACCUGAAAAACUUCUAGAUUGUUAAUGAAAACAAAAAUGUGUUUCAAUAGGACUCAACAACUGCUUGUUGCCUGCUACUUGUUGAAAUCACAGGUGGCUCAAGCAUAUUGAGCAAGUUGGAGGGAUUUCUAGAAUAAGCACACGAUAGUUUCAUAUUGAUAAGCCUAGGUCGUCACAUAGGCAGUCUUAUUAGGAAUCAUCUCCUAAAUUCCUGGAUGGUAAGAAUUUUUUCGACACUUUUUCUGCAGGCGAGCUGAGCAGUAGCAAUGCAUUCAUGAGUCCACAGUGGGGAGGCAUCAUGAUUUACAAUCUGCCACGGACCACGUCGACGAAUAACACCAAACCACAACAGAUGACUGUGGAGAUGAAGCCAGUCAUGAAAGUCUUCCUAUCACAACUUAAAUUGUUACUGGGAAUGAUGCCUGUGGUAAGAAGUAGUGGAACUUUUAACUGAGGUAUUUUAGAGUACGAAUCUAGGAAUGCUUCCAAUAUGAUUGUGAACGAGUAAUUUACCCAUGUGGUACGGCUGCAGAACGUUUCGUAGAACAAAGAGAUACGACUGCGGUCCUAUUAAGGAAGUUGGAAGUCUUACGGUAUUGUCUUAAAAUAGACGCAGGUGUCUGAAGUCGGGCGGUACUGUUCGAAAACGGACGCAAGUUUCCGAAAUCAGACAGGACUAUCCGAAAAUUGACGCAAGUUUCUGAAGUCGGACAGUAUUGUCCAAAAACGGACGCAGUUUUCGAAGUCGGGCGGUACCGUCCGAAAAUAAACGCAAAUUUCCAAAACCGGAUAGUACCGUCCGAGAAUGAACACAGGUUUCCGAAAUCGGACGGUACCGUCUGAUACGCACCCAUGUGAUUAUAAUUCAGAGACACUGCAGACAAGUUAGCACCUGAGGUUUACGAUACGGUUAGAUCUUUUUCCGGCAGCAUGAUUGCCGUAUGAUCAUCGACACUUAACUAAGGCUUUUCUUACUAUUAUGAUGUUCUCUCGAUUCUUCUCUUUGUUUAGAAUCCUCCCGGUGGUAUCGAAAUGAGAAUCACUGAUGAUGCUGGGGUCGCAAAAUGGGUAAAGUUGUUGCUUAAUUUGUUCUUUUUUCCUCUUGUACUCGAAAAUUACAUGGAGACACUUUUGGAGUGUUGGAGAAUGUGAAGUUUCUUUAUUAGGGUGCUAACUUUAAUUCUGAAGAACACCUUUUUUUGCUGUAAGUACUGUCGGCAAAGGUUUUCAGUUUAGCUGUUACCUUAUAUAGAAACGGGAGAAGCGCGUGCAGUGCGUGGGCGCGCAAGACAUGGAGAUAGGCCACGCUCCGUUUUCGCUUCUCCCUCUUGAGUGGAAGGAACCAAGAAGGCCUGCAACACAGGCCAGGUCUAAAAAUUGUUUGGGUUGUAAAAGAGUACUUAGGACUUUUGAGAACAUGUCUAUCAUUUACUAUGAUAGCCUCAUUAGCAGACCUAAGAUAAACCAUUUUCGUUAAUUACAGGAACAAGAGUCGCUGAUGAGGCUGAAGACAAUGGAAUAUUUAGCAACUUCUACGAUCACGUUGACAUCACUCGCACAGCUCCUCGGGAAAAUCAGCAACAUGGUGAUCAAUGAUCACAUUCAGCAACAAAUCGAGCAGGCCCUGGGUUCCAUUCAUCAGGUAUCGCAAUCUACUUGAAUGAGAGAACUUGAACUUUGACAACUUUUUUAAAAUUUAUAGAUUAUGUCGACCUAGAUAAAAAAGGUUCUAGAGCAGAGUAAGAAUCUGAUAUGCUAAGUCCUGGACUGAAUUGGAAUUGACCCAGUUCCGUACGUUUUUCAGUCUACAACAGCUCUUCAAGAGGGAAACGUGACUGCAGCAGUCUUUGCAGCCAAAAGUGCUAUUAGAUCUUCAGGUUAGUACAUUUUCCGAAACGUCCUUAGUUUCUUUUCUCUUAAAUCGUUCGUGGAAAGUUCCACGAGAUAUCCUUAGCCGUUCACUUUAUUUCCCAGUAAUCAAUAUAUUUCGGUGUUCCUGAACGUUACAUCAUGCUUUCUCUUUCAGAGGAAGCAUUUUUUGAACCAUCAAUACUGGAGCUGUUGUACUUUCCAGACGAUCAGAAGUAAGCCUGACCUUUCAACAAUUUGUCACUAGUAUGUUAUGUUAGGGAGAUCGCCUUGUGCGGCAUGGGAAUCUAUUACUGCUUCGGUAACAUUCUAGACGUAUUUUCACAGUUGUUCAAUUUUCCUUACGAUUUCGAUAGACUCAGUCAGAGAUUUGAUGUCGGAGAAUGAAAAGAAAAGAAAUGAAGAAAAAAUUGUCAGGACUAAUCAACAGAGGACAUCACAUUUAACUUUGAUAAUCAUCUUUUAGGCCUGGGGAGAGGGUUUUGAUGGAGCACGGUGAUUUAAAGAAUGGGGGGGGGGGGCUUUUUUUUCAUUGAGCUGUAUUCUAUAAAUAGUCUGUUUUGUAAUUUUCCCUCAGGUACGCCAUAUAUAUUCCGCUGUUUCUACCCAUCAGUCUGCCUAUUUUCCUGUCGUUGAGGCAGGCAGUGAAAUGGUACAGAGGACAAGACAAUGAAGACAAGAAAGACGAAGACAAGGAUAAGCAAGAUUGAAAACAGCUCUGAACUAAAAGAAUAACGAAGAUGACGGGCUGGGACGAGAUAACGUGGAGUCGUGUCAACCGAGUACAUGCGCAGUCUCACUUAAUGAGACGGGAGUUACAGGAAACCAUUCCACAACGACAUAAUUUUGAAUAUCAAAUAAUGCAGAGAUACGAGUUAUUAGUGAGGACUACAGGAAAAAACAUGCAGGUUAGAAUACGCGACCACAUGUAUCUGUAAUACAAGCGAGGAAACGUGCAAUAAAACACCGGGCAAAGUUCCAAGCGUACACUGGAGUUAACUCGCUUGGAACUGCGACAAAGUGGCAAACUGUCGACGACGAGAGAAACUCCCUCCUUAAAAUUUUUAGAGCGGUAGCUCAUACCAGAAUAUAACAUAUGCAAACCCAGCAAGAUGAAACACAAAGCUUCAGGAAGUUCCAGUUCUUUUGUAACAAAGAAUUCCAUAUUAGGAAUAUGCCGUUAAUUAACUAAAUAUCAAUUUAAGUAGCAGGAUUAAAUUAGAAUUCCAUCUUUUUAUUGCGAAUGAGUAUUUUGGUUGUCUAAGAUAAAUUUUACUCCAGCGUAGGUCACGUUCAUCCUAAAAUAAAGUAGAAGUACUUGUUCAAAACAAAGUCUUUGUACUUUGUAAAAUAUUGCUUUGUUAAAUAUGUUAUAUUCUAAACUGGUCCGCUCUAUAUGAUAGAAUAGUAGGCUGUGAAAGGAUCUACAUCGAGAAUCUACUGAAUAAAAUAGCUAAGCAUACAAUUUUUUACGAAAGG
Molecule: messenger RNA, 7168 nt
Organism: Pocillopora meandrina
Lineage: Eukaryota; Metazoa; Cnidaria; Anthozoa; Scleractinia; Pocilloporidae
Source: the annotation of a GenBank genome assembly